UCUUUAUAUAGAAAGCGUUUUACAAAAUAUCAUUUGAAAAUCCUAUUACUUUUAAGUUUGUGUAUGAACGAAAAAAAUUAAAACAAAAGACCCAAAAACUCAAGAUAAAAAUCAAAUAUCAUUAUGGCUUUUUAUUCGAAAAGUGUGAAUGAUAUCGGUGUGGAAAUUGAUCGACCAAAAUUAUAUAGAGGAUUUGAUGCACAAUUUAUUUUUCAAAACUCCAAUGCUACAAGUGAUAGAGAAUCAACUGUUUCGCGACAAGCAUCUAGCGGAGGUGGAAUUUAUUCCAGAUAUAUCAAUCCUACAAUAUGUACUGCGAAAAUUGAUACUAGCAUGGAAAGCAUUAGCGAUGUUCCUUCAUCAGUUCCUCCAUUAGAUCUAAACUCGUCUGGGGAAACAAUGCCAUCAACUGAUAGCGCACCAAAUGCAAGUUUUACCAUACAAACAUGUGAAGCUAAUAGAAUAUCCCAAUCCAAUGCGUUUUAUAAUUGGCUUUCUGGCAAAAAAAGACUUAAGUCAUUAGAACAAACAAAACAAAAGCAAAUCGAAGAAGAACGUCAACGGCAACUUGAAGAGCGAAAACAACUUGCCGAAAAGAAAUACCAAGAAUGGUUGGCCAAUAAAAUUCACCAACCCAAAGACAACCCACAAGGCCAUCCAACCUCAGAAUUGCAAGAAUAUGAAGAAGUUUGUCAAACUAAUGAUGAUAGCGAGAGUAAUAGAAAAGCUUGGGAACAAAAGAAAAUUGAAGAACAACGUCGAAGGCGAGAACAAGAACUAAAGGACAAAAAGCAUCAACGGCUUUUGGAAGCACAACGAAAACAACAAGCUGCUAGAGCUUGGCAAAGUUGGAUAGCUGAAGCUCCACUCAAACCGAAGCCAGUUCCCCUGAAUAAGGGUUUUCUAUCUUUGAAGGGAACAAUUUCUGAUAUUUACAUAAAUCCAAAUCCUUGGCGUGAACCUUUUGAAGAGUUGAAAUGUGAAUAAUAGAACGAUUCGUAUAUUGAAAGCAAAAUAAAUAUUGUUUGCAUUGAACUUUACAUCAUUAAAACAAUUCAAAA
Messenger RNA from Eupeodes corollae, 1061 nucleotides. RefSeq names its product coiled-coil domain-containing protein 34-like. The record is from RefSeq and is a predicted model, not a curated record. NCBI's taxonomy places the organism in Eukaryota, Metazoa, Arthropoda, Insecta, Diptera, Syrphidae. Bases 124 to 987 code for a protein of 287 amino acids. The transcript has 3 exons.